Messenger RNA from Myodes glareolus (Bank vole), 3679 nucleotides. It is a transcript of the gene Rhoq, whose product is annotated as ras homolog family member Q. Gene Ontology annotation, biological process: small GTPase-mediated signal transduction. Gene Ontology annotation, molecular function: GTPase activity; GTP binding. Lineage: Eukaryota; Metazoa; Chordata; Mammalia; Rodentia; Cricetidae. The record is from RefSeq and is a predicted model, not a curated record.
ACCAUGCCCCGAGGCCGGCCGGCCGCAGCAUGGCUCACGGGCCCGGCGCGCUAAUGCUCAAGUGCGUGGUGGUGGGCGACGGGGCGGUGGGCAAGACGUGCCUGCUCAUGAGCUAUGCCAACGACGCCUUCCCUGAGGAGUACGUGCCCACUGUCUUCGACCACUACGCAGUCAGCGUCACCGUGGGGGGCAAGCAGUACCUCCUGGGACUCUAUGACACAGCUGGACAGGAAGACUAUGAUCGUCUGAGGCCUUUAUCUUACCCCAUGACUGAUGUCUUCCUCAUAUGCUUCUCUGUGGUAAAUCCAGCCUCAUUUCAAAACGUGAAAGAGGAAUGGGUACCGGAACUGAAGGAAUAUGCACCAAAUGUCCCCUUCUUAUUAAUAGGAACUCAGAUUGAUCUCCGAGAUGACCCCAAAACUUUAGCAAGACUGAACGACAUGAAAGAAAAACCUGUCUGUGUGGAACAAGGACAGAAACUAGCAAAAGAGAUAGGCGCAUGCUGCUAUGUGGAAUGUUCAGCUUUGACCCAGAAGGGUUUGAAGACUGUUUUUGAUGAGGCUAUCAUAGCCAUUUUAACUCCAAAGAAACACACAGUUAAAAAAAGGAUAGGAUCAAGAUGUAUAAACUGUUGCUUGAUUACGUGAGAAAAGUCUGUAGCGGCCAAGGAAACUGUCCAUUUCUCCCAGAAAGCAUUUGAAAUGCUAUGGCAAUGUCCUGACCUCUUACAACGAAGCAGUUUAACUCGAGGGGGGGAGGGAACCUGUCCUCAGCAUUCUACAGAGUUCACAGAGAAUGUUUCUUAAAGAUCUAAGCGGCAGCAAACAGCAUCUGAAGCCACAGUCUACUAUAAAUACUUUAUUUCAACUAGAAGGUACAAUCUCUCAGGGGUUUCAUAGUUAAAAGCUACAAUCACAUCACGUUGAGACAACAUUGACAAAACAACAGUGCUGUAAAUGGAACCGCUUGGCUUUGACCAUCCACCUCUGCACAGCCCUUAUGGAAUCUGCACCAAGAAACAGCUUCUCCCCUUCCUCCUCUUAACUGCUCUUGUAUGCGAGUUGCUUUCUAUUCCAGUAUAUCCAGAGUGGUGAGCUCACCAGGCCAGCCACGUAGCCAAAGGUUGCUCCGAGUGUACAGGAGAUGGGCCACACCUGAGGAAAGAAUUAUGAAAUCAAAACCAACUGAUGUUUUAUUAUUACUUGAGCACAAAUUAAGUGUAACAUAAACAUUUCUAUAGCGAAGCUUAAUGUGCUUUCUUAAAGAAUGCCAAAAGUUUAAUAGGUCAUAAUUGCAUUUACCAUGAACACUAAAAUGUACACAUUUUAAUUAAUGUGCAUCAAAAGGUAACAAGGCUUCUGGCAACUGUAGAUUUAGUUUGAUGUUCCCCAAAUUGCAUGAAAUACAUGCUAAGGUACAAAUUUAAAAAUUGGGUCAUAGUUUGCCAUAAUCCUCAACUCAGUUUAGCUUUCUGAGUUAGUUGGUCAUUUUUCUAAUUCCCACUUUGGCUGUGUACAUCAAAGGAAACAAUAAGAGAGUAGGCUGACAAACCUUAGAAACCUUCAGUUGUGUCAGAGGGAAGACCUAGAAUCUAAGCAUGUUCCGUGGAAUGUGUGGGUGUUUUGCUUCCAUGAGCUACAGAUACCGUAGCCACAGAGGGUACAGCCCACAGCUUAUACACACUGAUAGAGUACAAGGCAAACAAUACUACAGGCUUCCCAAGAUGGUUUCUCCAGCCAUGCCAUACUUUAUUAAACCAGAACUAAAUAAUGGUGAUUUCUUUAAUGCCGCAGACAGGGUAUGCGGGUCCCUACAUAAAAAGCCCUGUGUAAAAAAAUAUGGGAAGCAAACUUCCAUGUCUCUUGUAAAGCUUAUUUGGUGUACUGGAGCCACUUCUAACCCUUCUCGGGGAAUAGGCCAUCACAGUGUACUGGAGACGAACCACCUUAAUAACUGGCUGGUACCAUUUGGUUUUCUUCCUCGGUCUGCUAUGGAUCUGCCUUAUUCUAAACGCCAUGCAACAGACAGUAGUGUUAGAUGAAGCUUCCGUGAGAACCACCUCAUGCAGUUUAGGGAAGCAAAUCUAAUCCAUUAUCGUGUUGCCGGCCUUUCUUAGAUUUAAAUUUGCUGUUGAUUAAACUACGACGUCUUUGUCUUUAGCGAGCUUCUGUUAUCUUCCAGGACUUGUGCUCACAGCUUUGUCUACUGCACAGAUUGGGUAAUGGAACACUAAACAUUGAUACUUGAAAAUGACAGCCUUAAAUGUUCACACCAGUCACAAAUCUAGAUGUACUGUUUUGCAUGUGACUUUGUAGGAGUUUUUGAAGUCUAAGCACCACACGCCCCCACUUGGUAGUGGACAGUCUACUGGACAAGAGCUUUCUCUUGGAAGUGGACGUGGGAUGUCUUUUUCUCCAAGCAGUUGUGGUUCACAUUAAGCAUCAUGGCCUUAUGUAUGCUCAAAUGGGAUUUCUGUACUUUUCCCAUUUUGUUUUGGUCUGUUUUUAGAUAGAAUUGAAAGAAACUGUAUAAUGAGUUAACAUGCUAGCUAAGUUGUCAAACCCAUGAUAUGAAGGAAUCCCGACAGUAAAGUGUUAUUCAUUUCCAAGUUGCCUUUGGAGAUUUGAUGGGUUUGGGUCUUGGUUUUUCUCUUUUUUUCUUCAAAUCUACAUCUGUGAAACCCUUGACACUUACUGUAUUAGGCAGUUAUGUUAAAGUCAAGAACUUUCCUGCUCCAGGAGAAAUGGAUUAAGAAUCGGGAAAGGUGCACUGGUGUCACCUCGGUCUCCUCAUGCUGUGACCGUGGGAACGCUCUCCAGUGUCCCCCCACUCAUGAGCUCUUUCACUCUCUUCUGAUUCACAGCAGCCAUAGUUGGGCAUCACUUUUUCAGCUUCCCUUUCUCCAGAUGUAAGAACCAUGUAUGUAGAUACUCGAACUCUAAGCAGACGAUUGUAUCAUCUGAACCUGAGGUGCCUUAGGUACUCUAUUUACCUUGAUGGGGUUUGGAGUUUCCCAUUGCUUGUUAAGAGCUCUUUGUGUUGGUUAUUUAGUAUUUCUUUUUGCAAAAUCUUCUCUGCCACUUUAACCAAAAAAACCAAAGAUUUGUUUUCUAUUCAUGGGCAGAUUAUAGAGAAUAUGCCUUAUUUUUCAGAAGCAUAUCUUCAUUAAAGGCUUAGGCUGCAACAGAAACUUAGACUCUGGAAAAUCCCUUUCAAACUAGUGAAAUACCUAAGAAAGAAAAUACUUUUCAAAACUAUUUUAUUAACAUGAAUUGUGCUAGUGAAUGCACUGCUUCAAAUAGGUCAUGUAUGAAUGAACUUAGAAGAAAUUAUAAUUCAUCAGUGUUUGCACAGAAAAUUUGUUCUAAAGUCCUUUAAAAUUGUUAGGGGAAUCUUGAAAUCUAAUAGAACUUUGCUAAUGUGUGCCCUUAUUCCAUCCUUACAUUGUAGCUUACUUGCAAUGAAUUAUAUUUCCAAUAAGUAAGAGCUUGGGUUCCUGCUAUUUGUUAUGAAUUAUCUUAGUUACUUUAGACAUUGCUUCCAUUUGAUUUUUUAAUUAUUGGUUUUAAAUACCAAAUUAAAUACUGGUUUGUUGGUUGUUGCUUUUUAAGUGAUUGUUACUUCAACAGUGUCCCUUCCUAACAUAUGGGGUCAUAAAUAAAAUGAAAUGCACAGUUUA